This is a messenger RNA of Notothenia coriiceps (black rockcod), 1411 nucleotides long. It is a transcript of the gene echdc1, whose product is annotated as enoyl CoA hydratase domain containing 1. The coding region runs from base 44 to 961 and encodes 305 amino acids. Lineage: Eukaryota; Metazoa; Chordata; Actinopteri; Perciformes; Nototheniidae. Gene Ontology annotation, molecular function: catalytic activity. Gene Ontology annotation, cellular component: cytosol. The transcript has 7 exons. The record is from RefSeq and is a predicted model, not a curated record. Gene Ontology annotation, biological process: fatty acid beta-oxidation.
GACGAAUUUCAGAGUGACACCAGGCGAAUGUCAAUAAGCAAGGAUGGUUCUGUGUGCUGUGAGGCAGCAUCUCCUGCGGGGCAGCCGUGGAGCCUGGGCCAGGUUCCUGCAGAGACAGAGCAGGGGCUGUGUGUACUCCAGCGUCCAUGGCUUCCAGCUGGAGGAGAUCAGAGAGAAGCUGCAGGCCUUUCCUGGAGGCUCCAUUGAGCUGCUCAAACAGGAGUCUGGCCUCGCUGUGCUAACCAUCAACUACCCCUCCCGCAUGAAUGCCUUCUCCGGCAGUAUGAUGGUGGAUCUGGAGGAGAGGGUGAGCCAGCUGGAGGGCUGGACAGACGGUAAAGGCCUCAUAGUUCAGGGUGCCUCGGGAACCUUCUGCUCUGGAUCAGACCUCAACGCUGUCAGGGCCUUAUCCGACCCACAGGAUGGGAUGAAGAUGUGUAUGUUUAUGCAGAAUACUCUUACAAGACUACUCAGGCUGCCUAUGAUCUCUGUUGCUCUGGUGGAGGGGAGAGCUCUGGGAGGGGGUGCAGAACUCACCACUGCCUGCGAUUUCAGGUUAAUGGCACCUGGCAGUGUGAUCCAGUUUGUACAUAAACACAUGGGCUUGGUCCCCGGCUGGGGUGGUGCCGCUCGACUUGUCCGCAUUGUGGGAAGCCAGAAUGCGCUGAAGCUGCUGGGAGGUGCUGUCAAAGUGGAUCCAGAAGUGGCCUUGCAGAUUGGACUGGCAGAGGAAGUCCUGCAGGGGGAGGGGACGGGCACCCCCCUGCAGCGGGCUGAGAACUGGCUCAGUGUCUACACAAAGGGUCCUGCCCCAGUGAUCCAGGCUGUGAAGAAGGUGGUGCUGUCAGGGAGAGAGCUCCCCCUGUCUGAGGCUCUGAGGACAGAGAAGGACGUAUUUGGGACGGUGUGGGGGGGCCCAGCUAACAUGCAGGCUCUGGCCAGUAAGUCCAAACACAGAUGAGAGACCGUCAGCUGCUCAGAUCAGCCAAGAUCUUCAACUGAGACAUUUGUGGAAAGCUCUUUACACAUCUGAAUUGUGUGGAAGAGUACUGUAACUGACUGACCUCAAUAAACGAUUUAGUUAUAAAAUGGGGACUCUGGAAAUGUAGAGGCACAGAAUAAAGGAUGAAACUUCAUCAUUUCAAUAAAUCAGUUCACUGCAUCAUACACUUAGUUAGAGAAUCAUUAUCACAUACUUGAAUGGUUGUGAUGUAUUUUAUUUGUUUCUCUUAAUGUGACAUUGUAACAACUCAUCACAAGAGUAAUUUGGUACUGGUACUUGUGGGGGAAACUUCUGAAGCAAUUGGAGACAGGACUCAGAGAGACACGAGGAGAGCUGGAGCUUUGAUGGCAAACACUGACGGUUUAUUUAGGAGCCUCGGCCGGAGAAUCACAAGACAUGUCACGGGCC